Molecule: messenger RNA, 3359 nt
Organism: Sinocyclocheilus grahami
Lineage: Eukaryota; Metazoa; Chordata; Actinopteri; Cypriniformes; Cyprinidae
Product: PR domain zinc finger protein 10-like
Exons: 20
Biological process (GO): regulation of gene expression
Cellular component (GO): nucleus
Molecular function (GO): protein binding
Source: RefSeq, a predicted model, not a curated record
AUGUUGCAUCCUAUAUUAUACAGUGUAUAUUUUGUGAUGAUAUGCUAAUCAGGGCCAUGGCCACCAUAGACUUUGAAAGUAACUUUUCCCCCCAGUAUUCAGAGUAGUGGUCAGUUCAUAUGGGUUUUUCAUAAUGGCUUAUGCUAUUUAGAGAAGUCGUGGAAAUUAAUAAUGGCAAUUUCUAUAAUGCAUGUACAGGUGGUUGAUGAGCGGUGGAUAGGCGGAGGAGGUGUUCGGUCUCACCUCAUACUGUUGCUAUGGAGGCCAAGCAGGAGUCAACACCUGUGUGGAGUUCAGCACCCAACAAUGACACUGGAAAUACACCUCAGGUGCAUUUUGAGACCAGUGCGGUGGCUCAGAUCGUGUACAGCGGCGAGCAGUCUGACCGCACUCAGCAGCAGGUUGUAUAUACUGCAGACGGAAGCUCCUACACCUCCGUCGAGUCUGCCGAACACACACUGGUAUACAUACACCCAGCCGAUGGAACGCAGGCGGUGUUUACAGAUCAGCCCCAAGUGGCCUACAUUCAGCAAGAUGGAACAACACAACAGGUGACUGUGCUGCUUCCAAGCGGGCAGAACAUGAACACUGCAAAUCUACACGUAUUGAGUAACGUAGCCGAUGGCCCACAGGCGAUCCUGGAACCUGUGGCACAGAGCCAACUUGCAGUGACUAAUGCAGCUCUCCCUAACAUGCCGGAGGCCUCAUCGAGUCCCCUGGGGGCCACAGAUUCCACUGUGGAUUCAGAGGAUGAGGAAGAAGACAACGAUAGCGACGAUUCUGAAAUGGACGACUGGGAACCCAGGACACCCCAGCCGUUCACCCCUCAGAACCUCUGGUGUGAAGACUGUAAUAAUGCUAAUCUUGGAGCAUGCAUGAAACACGGUCCGCUGCACCCCAUCCUGAACCGCCCUGUGAUGUCCAAGGCUCGGGCCAGUCUUCCUCUCGUCCUGUAUAUCGACCGCUUCCUGGACGGAGUGUUUACCAAGAGACGUAUCCCCAAACGCACACAGUUCGGUCCUAUAGAGGGGCCGCUGGUGCGACAGAGUGAACUGCAGGACGCACACAUUCACCUGAAAUUAUACAUGCUAGACCCUGAGAAAGAAGGCGAGAGGGCAGAGGACCUCUGGUUUGACCUGUCUAAUGAGGAGCGAUGUAACUGGAUGAUGUUUGUCCGUCCGGCCCAGAAUCACAUGGAGCAGAACCUGGUGGCUUAUCAAUACGGCUCGGACAUUUUUUACACCACCAUUAAGAACAUUCAGCCCAAACAGGAGCUUAAGGUGUGGUAUGCUGCAUCAUAUGCCGAGUUUGUCAACCAGAAGGUUCAUGAUGUCACAGAUGAAGAGAGAAAAGUUUUACGCGAGCAGGAGAAGAACUGGCCGUGUUAUGAGUGUAACAGACGGUUCAUGAGCUCAGAGCAGCUUCAGCAGCACUUAAACAUGCACGAUGACAAGCUGAACCUCAUCCAAAGGCCAAAGGGCCGUGGCCGAGGACGGGGCAGGAAGCGAUUCGGCGCCGCAAGGCGACCAGGACGACGUAUGAAAUUCAUCUGCCCACAGACUCCUGUUGAGAGUGCUGACAAGACACAGGAGCUUUUAGCAUCUGUAGAUAUUCUACCAUUUGAGGAGCGAACCGACGGAGCUCUUAAUGGGCUGAAGGUGGUAGAAAUGGCAGCUGAAUCGAUGGAGACUGAGACAGAAGAAGGGCUUGAUACCCCAGCAACCCACACCGAGGCGCUGCAAGAGGAGGGGGAUUUUGUCACCCCACCUCCAACCACAGAAGUCCCAGGGUCUGCCAAAGAGGACCUGUCUCAGACAAGUCCCGAAGACCCCCACCUCACACCGCAGGACAUGAGGAGAGCGAGGAGGAUUAGGGUGGACUUGCAGAAUGCCGCUCUCCAGCAUCUUUUCAUCCGUAAGUCCUUUCGACCCUUUAAAUGUUCUCAGUGCGGGAAAGCCUUUCGAGAUAAGGACAAGCUGGACCAGCACAUGCGGUACCACGGGCGGGACGGCUGCCGUCACAUGUGCCAUCAGUGUGGUAAGGGCUUCCUGACGAACCUGACGCUCGAGGAUCACCUGCAGUUGCACUGUGAUCAGCGCAUCUACUCCUGCCUCUUCUGUGCCGAGUCCUAUGACAGAUUGGACCUGCUCAAAGUACAUGUGGAGGUUCACCUGGUCAACGGCUGCUUUUCCUGUCCUUCCUGCAAGAAAACCUUCACAGACUUCAUACAGGUAAAGAAACACGUGAGGAGUUUCCACUCAGAGAAACUCUUCCAGUGUAUGGAGUGUGAUAAAGCCUUCUGCAGGCCUGAUAAACUACGACUCCACAUGCUUCGCCACACUGACCGCAAGGACUUCCUGUGCUCCACCUGUGGAAAACAGUUUAAGAGGAAGGAUAAAUUACGGGAACACAUGCAGAGGAUGCACAACCCUGAACGCGAGGCCAAAAAGGACCACAUCCACCGCACCAAAGCUCUGAAACAGAAGGAGCCCACCACUGACUUUGAGAGCUUCAUGUUUAAAUGCCGACUCUGUAUGAUGGGCUUCAGGAGACGAGGGAUGCUGGUGAAUCACCUGUCUAAACGACAUCCUGAGAUGCGUUUGGAGGAGGUUCCUGAGCUGACGCUGCCCAUCAUUAAACCCAACCGAGAUUAUUUCUGCCAGUACUGUGAUAAGGUGUAUAAAAGUGCCAGUAAGAGGAAGGCCCACAUUUUGAAGAACCACCCCGGGGCAGAAUUGCCCCCCAGCAUCCGGAAGCUGCGUCCGGCUGGGCCGGGAGAACCUGACCCCAUGCUGAGCACACACACGCAGCUGACCGGCACCAUCGCUACUGCACCGGUGUGCUGCCCGCACUGUGCCAAACAGUACAGCAGCAAGACAAAGAUGGUCCAGCACAUCCGUAAGAAGCAUCCAGAGUAUCAGUACAACAGCAGCAUCCAGGCACCGCUGGCCACUACCGUCAUCAGCAGCACUCCUGCUGUCAUCACAACAGACGGCACUACUGCAGAGGCCGUGGUGACCACCGAUCUGUUGACUCAGGCCAUGACGGAGCUGUCCCAGACCCUGACCACAGACUACCGUACAGCACAAGGGGAUUUCCAGAGGAUCCAGUACAUCCCAGUGUCUCAGGCAGGAGGAGGCCUGUCACAGCCACAGCACAUACAGCUGCAGGUGGUGCAGGUGGCCCCGACCACCGAUCUGUUGACUCAGGCCAUGACGGAGCUGUCCCAGACCCUGACCACAGACUACCGUACAGCACAAGGGGAUUUCCAGAGGAUCCAGUACAUCCCAGUGUCUCAGGCAGGAGGAGGCCUGUCACAGCCACAGCACAUACAGCUGCAGGUGGUGCAGGUGGCCCCG